Messenger RNA from Rhipicephalus sanguineus (brown dog tick), 3302 nucleotides. RefSeq names its product putative ATP-dependent RNA helicase TDRD12. The transcript is spliced from 16 exons. The record is from RefSeq and is a predicted model, not a curated record. The coding region runs from base 73 to 3192 and encodes 1039 amino acids. Gene Ontology annotation, molecular function: nucleic acid binding; ATP binding. NCBI's taxonomy places the organism in Eukaryota, Metazoa, Arthropoda, Arachnida, Ixodida, Ixodidae. Gene Ontology annotation, biological process: transposable element silencing; germ-line stem cell division.
UGCAAGCUACCAGCCCAGCUUGCGUGCUCUAAGGUUCGGGCCGUUUGCCAUGGCAUCAGGGCGCCUAAGCCCAUGACACACUUAGAUCAGACGCACUUCGACGCUUCUCUGAAGGAGCGCUUGCGUUCCCUGGGGUUCCGCAGCCCAUCAUGCAUUCAGUCAGUGGUCUGGCCAGCGGUGUUAACAGGCAGAAAUGUGGUGGCAGUGGCCACGCCGCACACGGGCAAGACACUUGCCUACCUGAUACCACUGGUGUCGAGGAUGCUUACGGAGACCGACUACCUUCAACUGCCUUCAGGCUGUGGUCCCCUGAUGCUGAUCUUGACAUCCACAUGGCAAGGAGCGCACCGCAUUUACGAGCAGGUUAACUUGCUGGUUGAAGAAGACACCAAGUGUCCCAAGUGCUGUGUUUUGUAUGCUGGAGGGUCAGAAGAUGGAAAAGAGAUACCAAUCAUCAAUGGCUGCGACAUACUAGUUGCUACUCCUCACAGCUUUCUGCGUUUCUUGAACAACUAUGAGAGACUCAUUGUUAACAUGUAUCGGUGCUGUCAUUUGGUCCUGGAUGAUGGUGAACGGCUGCUGGAGAAGUACACUGCAGAGGUGACUGCCGUGCUUGAGGAGUUUCGGGAGUGCCAGAAACAACGCCAGUCGUGCCUCCACAUUUCUCAAAUUAUAGUCUGCUCAACUAUGUGGACCAGUGGCCUGAACUGGUUCUUACGUACAUAUAUCGCUCAGCAGACUCCCCUGGUCAUUUUUUCGUCCUUCUCUGAGGCUGCCAUCUAUGCAGCAGUGCCCACAGUUACCUGCUAUGUUGAGCCACAUUCGCAGAACGACGCUUUACUGAAAAUUGUAAAAGCCAACAUCGGCCGAAAAGUGGUGGUAUGCGCUGCAGGGAGGGAGACGGCCAUUGCUGCACAUCAUUUGCUCGUGUCGCAAGAUUUGUACUCUCUGCUUCUUCAUGAUGAGCUUCCAGGGGCCAAGAUCUCUGAGGUGUCAAGUGAAUGGACGUCCGAGCACGCCAAGGUCGACAUGCCCAUCCUUGUGAUCCAGGACAAGGUGCUGCCUCUGACCAACAUUCGAGAUGCUGCUGUUCUUGUCCACUACGACAUACCCGAGUUAUCCCAGUUUAACUUUGGCUUUCGGUACUCGUGCAUUGCUGACCAUAUGCGGUCUUUCAGAGAUGAGGAGGAUUUCUAUACACCUGAAGGACCAGUGGCCCACAUGAUACUAUCAAGUAACAACAGGAGUAUUUCUGUACAGCUUAUGGAGUUCCUAAACAGGCUAGGUAGCAAGGUACCCGAUGGACUGGCUCAGUUAGCCACUGAAGAGCAAAUGCAAGUCUCAUCUAGUGCUGAACAGCCGUUGUGCCCCAACCUCAAGGCUUUUGGCCGUUGUGAAAGACAGUCAAGCGAGAGUCACUGCUCAUACCGACACCAUAUUCUGCCCAAGGCAGACCAUGCACCAUGCUGGUCUUACCUGCCCAGUCAGGGAAGCGUUCGGAUUUCAAUAACAAAAGUGACAAGCGCUUCACACUUUUACGCACAGAUUCUGCAGCAGCGGAAUAUGCCAUCUGGAUCAGCAAAUGGUAACAAGCUGGAGAUGAAAGAUAAUCUGGAGCUUCAGGAAGCCAUGUCACUUUUAAGUGAGUACUUCUCUAAUGUGGAAAACCGUGUGCCUCUGGAUGAAAAGGCCACACCUACAGUUGGCCAAGUUUAUGGCCUGGAAGCCAGUGCAGACCAAUUUGAGAGAGUCCUGGUAACUUCAGCGACUUCGAGCACCCCGGCCCCAGCCAGUGUGACUGUGACACACCUCGACUACGGCGGCCAGUCGACUGUGUCCACAACUCGACUGUUCCCUCUUCCACCAAGACUCGCGAUGAUACGGCCUUUGGCAGUGGAAGUGUAUUGCUGUGGCAUGCAGCCUCCAGACAAUGAUCUCAGCUGGACUUUUCAGGCAGACUUCAGGGCACAUAACCUUUUCUUCAGGAAGGAGCUUGUUGGCGAGAUUGUGCUGCGCCUGGGCAACACUCUGUGGCUUGACGGACUUGUAUUUCAAGAGAAACUGAGGUUUGUCGACACUCGGGUGUCGCUACGAAAUUUGAAAACCACCCUUGUCAAGGAGGGCUUUGCCAGCAAUAACCCCUCACACAUGGAGAGGCUGCGCAAGAUGGCUGCUGAUGCGGGAGUAACUGUGCCUCCACAUCCUGCAGAGGUGGAAGGUCAAAGCAGUGUCAAUAGCGGAUUGGAUGCCACUCUAAAGCGUCCGUGCACCACACACCUUGACACAAUGGAUUACGAUCAUGUUUACCUGUGGAAAGUCGCCUCUCCUUCUCAUUUCUAUGUACAGCCAUGCAAGUUCAUUAAAAGUCUUGAUGAUCUUGAGAAGGACAUUGAGAAUGCUGUACAAAGGCAAAAACUUAAAAAGCUGAAAUCUGUGCAUAAUGGAGUGCUCUGCAUUGCUCGUUGCAGCAAUAAUUGCUGGUAUCGUGGUGAAGUGCAAGAAAUUCUCAACGAUGAAGAAGUUGUCGUCUCUUUUCAUGACUACGGAGAUUCUGAAACCUGUCGUCUGAAUGACUUGCUAGAGCCGCUUCCGUGGAUGAUGCUGCUGCCCUAUCAGGCCCUUUUGUGCAGCCUGGCUGGCCUUGGCCCCACAUUGGAGGAGUGGAGCCCAAAGGCCCAGUGUGUUCUUGAAGACUUUGGCUAUGAUGACAACAAUUUCAACCGUGUCUUGUGUCUCAGAGUUGCAAGAAAAAGGGCUGGAGAUCAGCCGGGGACCAGCCACUAUGAGGUCUUUUUGUUCAACAGUUGCAGCUCGGAGAGAAUCGGUGCAAGCGAUGUGCUUGUUAUGCAAGGACUUGCUGUACCAACGGAGGUGCCCAAGCUCGACUUUGAUAUCAGUGUUCCACAUGAGUCAGCGUUUCAGAAGGAGGAUGUUCUCCAACAAAGUGAAUCAGAUGACGACGAUGAGUGGGCGACAUCUGAUGAUAAAAAGCAGAAAAAAAAUGAGUUGAGCUCAUUAUCUAAUGCUUUACGAGAGAUUCUGAUGCAAGCACCUAGUGAAGAUGAGACGGCUUGUAAUGAAGCAGAAAAUGAGUCAGCUACUGAGCUUUUACACAGGAUUCAGGCCACGGUAGCGACAAAUUCGCAGACGGAGAUAGCGUGUGUCCUUCCAAGGCUAUGGCAGCAAAUUUAGAAGAUGAAAAGCAAAGUCGUAAAGUGGGCUCAUCAAUGCAUGAGAAUAGUGAACGCCUGUCCACAGCCACCCCAUCAUCAUCAUCUGCACAAGGUCGUCGUAGUGACAGC